AUGAGGCGAAUGCCCAGAGCACAGAGAGCUGAGGCGCAUUCAGCAGAAUAGAUAGGGAGAGUUUGUUGAGAAGGUAACAUGCUAAAAUUAUCUUAACCACAGUAUUACCAGUAGUGGUAGGAAUGAAUGGCAAUGACAGCAACUUGGAGGGAAUGAUUGGAGUUUUGACAUGAAAUAUGCUUUCAGAUGAUAAGAGCCCUGCAUCGCAGCAGCAACCUCUGCUCAGAAUGACAGCAUGUCCUUUAGGUAAAAGUUCAGGGAGGUGGAGGAGGGGAUGGUGUGACUCAGUGGUGCAGAGUCUUUCCUCUAAUCAUGCACUGAAGCCCCUGGUUCCCGCCCUCUGCCUGGUGGUCGUGGUGACGUAUGGCCUGGCUGACAGACUCCGAAACUUUGUGGCUGGCAUCUUCAUCCCUCAGUACCAUUUCCCGUACGCUGUGGCUCUCUGCUUUGCUCAGGUUCUGAUUUCACUGUUAGUCUUAAAUCUCCUCCACGUCCUGCACGUGGUGCCUCUGAAGCAUUACUCCAAGUCCCUGGGUGAGAGGGUGUUGGUGCCUGCUAUCUGUAACAGCAUCCAUGCUGUGCUGGCCACGUGGGCCAAAGCCAGCAGCUCGUACACCGGCUUCUUCUCCCUCACCCUGCCUCUGCUGCCCUUGUUAACUGUCAGCUUUAGUUUUGCCCUGAAGCUGGUAUCGCCGCCAUCUAUCCACAUCUCUGUUCUGAUCUCCAUCCUUAGUGGGACAUCUAUUGUCAUCACAGCUUCCAAAGGUCUGUCAGGUGUUGAACCUCUCGAGUACAUGUAUGCACCUCUGGCUUUAAUCCUCCACAGUCUCUCUCUGACCUGGCUGGCUAAGGUGUCUGAGGCUGAGCGCUGCCAGUCCCCCGAUGCCCAAGCAUCUAUUUUUGACAUCUACUACACCCAGCUGGUCAACCAGAGCUGGGUGCUGGGCCUCCUGUGGCUGCUGCACCCACACAAUCCCUGGCAGGUGUUGAGUCAUGGCAGCUGGCAGAGCCUACUCUUCCACGGAUACCUGCUCGCUAUUCUCCUGCUGGGGAUGGUGUUGAACCUCCUAGUCGCGAUAUCAGCUCUGUGUGUCUCACCGCUCUCUGCUGCACUGCUCCACUCAGCAAGGCAGGUGGUGCAGCCAUUCCUCCAUCUUCUGUAGUGUCAUUUUAAAGGACUUUGCCAGUGACACAUAUGCAAUCCCAAUAACUGAUGACAGUGUUUUUUUAUCUUUCAUCUUUCUUACUUUCACAGUCCCAUAACUUCUGCUGCUGAGACACUUGCAUAAUGUUUUCUGCUACGAUAAAAUGUCAGCAGAGAAGCAGCAUGCAUUAAGUAACUGUAACCAUAACUGCAUAUUGCAAAUGACAAGCUAAUGAUUCACACUUGAAUUCAAAACUCUGAACACAGAUCAGUUAUUAUCUUAAUGCUAAAGGAGGGAAGUAAUAGAGCACCAGUGUCUGUACAGGACAGGACACAGUGUAACCAAAACUUUGAAUAUCAAAGAUUACAAAUUAGCAGCAUGGGUAAAACAGUAUAAGUUUUAUUUAAGAAGUGAAGGUGUCACUACAUAUAAAGGAAAUAUCAACAAGCACUUUUUUCUCAUGAAAAACCUACUAUAUUUUGAGAGAAUUGUGGAUAGUAUAUAGAAGUAUUGUCUGAUAAACAAUGAAACUAAGAACUCUUGAUGGUGGGCUCAGACAUUGGACCCUAUUUUACAUGACAUGAUUUACUUAACAGUAUUUAAGGGAUUUAAACUAUCUCAUGUUUCACUGAAUGAAUUUUCAGCCACACCUCUGUAUAAGUUGUCCUUAGAUGACCCUGAAAGCUUUUUCAGAUGAGACAGGAUAACUGUGAGGUUGAAGUUGUUAGUGCACACAGACUGUUGAACCAGCUACAUUACAUUUUUACCUAUCAGUGUUAAACUUAAAUCCCUGACUGAAUUAAUUUUUAACCAGAGGUUGCCCUUGAAUGAAUUUGACUGCUGAGGUACAUCAGAUGAAAAGGGGCCAUGAUGUGGAGAGAGUUAAAUGGUGCUGACACCAAUUUCUUUGAGUCUAUUUUAAGUUAUUGGAAGUUAAAACUGAAAUGACAUUGAAAUAAGUUUAUUUGCAAAAAUAUUUAUUCUGUUUCUUACAACCGAAUGUAAGUGCUGUUAAAAACCAACAUCAAUACAUCUAUCCAGACAUUAGCAGCAUGUAUUAAAAGUCCACAGUGAACUUGAUCAAAAGGGUUUGUCAUAAUUUGCUGGCAGACAUUUCACUUUCAGUUUACUGUCACUUUAAACAAACAUGGAUGUCAGAAACUUGAGUUUUUAGAUCACAAGACAAGACUGUAAGAGAGACCUGGUUUUCACAAUCAUCAUCAUAAAGUUUCAUGGCAUCUUAGAGAUGAAAAUCUAUAUGUACAGUGCAACCAAAACUGAACAUAUAUGGAUUCUUUUUACAUUUUCUUUUCUUUGUACACUGCCAUACAUAUGACCCCAUCAUAGAUAAUCAGUGAGGAUUGCUCACUAAUAUAGAUGAAUCAGAAAGCUAUCAUCUGAAAAAAAAAAAAAAAAACUUGUGGAAUCUUGUCAGUAAUUCUCUUGUUCUUUUGGUAUUUUACAUGUAUUUUCAAUUAAUGUUAUUUUUUUUAACUAAAUCUAUCAUGUGCACAAA
Lates calcarifer (barramundi perch) is the source of this 2661-nucleotide messenger RNA. RefSeq lists its product as uncharacterized. The transcript has 5 exons. The coding region runs from base 177 to 1163 and encodes 328 amino acids. Lineage: Eukaryota; Metazoa; Chordata; Actinopteri; Centropomidae. The record is from RefSeq and is a predicted model, not a curated record.